AUGACCAGUUGCGGACUCUUUUCUUAUUUGGCAGCAAUCGCAACCGUCCCACCAGCUACAACCAGCACAGCAGCGAUCACAACAACGAAACAGCCCGGAACCACAGAAUCGGUGACGGAAUCGACGAGACAUCCGGACAUCAAACCGGUUACUACAGGAAAACCGGGGAGCAACGGGCAACAAAAUGGCGACGGUGGACUGACAGAAGACGAGAUCAUCCUGUACGCAGUGAUAGGGGCCGCCCUGGCUCUGCUUCUCCUACUGGCGAUUAUCGUUGCCGUGUGUUUCUGCAUGAGGAGGAAGAAGGGAAGGUACGGAGUCAAAUCUCGAGAGCAGGAGCUAGAGAAAUUAGAGAGGUUAGAGAUGCAGGAUAGCGGCAUAGACAACCCGGCCCAGCUCAAGGCGGCCCGACCCGACAGCGACUACCAGUCCCUACAGGCGGCCCGACCCGACAGCGACUACCAGUCCCUACAGGCGGCCCGACCCGACAGCGACUACCAGUCCCUACAGGCGGCCCGCCCUGACAGCGCCUACCAGUCCCUACAGGCGGCCCGACCCGACAGCGACUACCAGUCCCUACAGGCGGCCCGACCCGACAGCGACUACCAGUCCCUACAGGCGGCCCGCCCUGACAGCGCCUACCAGUCCCUACAGGCGGCCCGACCCGACAGCGACUACCAGUCCCUGCAGGGGUCACGGUCGUCUUCGCUGGACAAGGAGAUGAAAGAACCAAAAUAAAGAAAUAAAAAUGAAUAAUUCCACAUGUACAUAACUCGAGGCUAUAACACAGGUUCAAGACAAACUGAAGUGGGCUUCCG
Molecule: messenger RNA, 818 nt
Organism: Branchiostoma floridae (Florida lancelet)
Lineage: Eukaryota; Metazoa; Chordata; Leptocardii; Amphioxiformes; Branchiostomatidae
Exons: 3
Coding region: 1-738 (245 amino acids)
Source: RefSeq, a predicted model, not a curated record